AUGCUUGUGAAGUUGCAGGUUUUCGAUCGAAUCCUUGUUUACACCAAAUUCCCGGACCUAGUGCUGUGUAUUACAUGUAAGCACAAUUGGGAGAGAGUUUAUAGCAGCACGUACAAGCAGCUCUGUGGUCAUGACCCCGGCGACCGUGCCCUAUGUCAGCCAGCUCCAGGCCCUGUAGCUCAGCUGCCCAGCGACAGGACCGCUGUAACCAAGGCCGCUGCAAUCCGGCGUGCACUGCUCCCAGCGGCCCACCCAGCUGCACCUGCGCUGCAGGGCUCCAUUUGCAGCGUCUUCCUAGAUCGAAAUUGGCCCGUUCUGCCUAGAAGUUACCCACGCAGUACAGCCUUCACCACCACCGUUGCCAGUCGCCAUACUGUACUUGUACCGGCUGGGCUUCCUCUCCGCCUUUGCGCUCCCGUCCAAAGUUCCAACUCUGUCUCUUUCUUCCUCGUCCUCUUGGCUGCUUCAUCGUCCAUUGCCUGCCGCACAGCCGCCGUGUCCGCCCUUGGAUCGCUGGUUGAUGCUCAGUGGAGCUGCAGGACAAGACUUGCCUCCCUUGUUUGUCGCCUGUCCCUCUCCUUUGCCUUGCGUUUUGCCGUUGCUCUGCGUUGGCUUUUGCUGUUCCGCAGCAGCUUUGGAGAUCCAAACGCUCACCCGCCGCCCACGCCGAAGCAGACUCCAACCUCGGGUGCCUUUCCAAGCCCAAUUUUCGAGACGCCGAAACCUCCCCAGGGAUCCUUCGCCGACACCAGCGGCCUGACGCCUCGCUUUGCUGAGGAGUAUUCCGUCUUCAACGCCACGCCGGGCAAUCUGCGAGGGGCUCAGUUCCCCUUCGCAGAUUUUGUGCCCACCACUCCCUUCGCACCCGCCUUUCUAGGGCACAAGCGACAGCUGUCCGCCGACGAGCACGCCGUCGAGAGGCUUGCCAUCGAGAUUGCAACCCGAGCCAACAUCCCGCCGUCGAAUCCCAACCUUCCACCGCCGCCCGUUGACCCGUCUCGACGCCUGCCCUCCUCGCCGGCGGCUUUGAUAUCAUCUACAAAGGCCGCUGUCCACUCCGAAGCCCAACUCGGCCCUGCCUUUUCCUCCUCCUCGCAUACCAAGUCGCCGAAGAAGCUCCGCCGGGGUACAAUUGAGGGAUCCGACGCAGCCCAACCUCUAUCGCCGCCGCCGUCGGCUCACAAGAGCGACCAGAAGCUCGCUCCCAAGAUCAAUAUGCAAGAUGACCAGAGCUAUGGUCACCCAGACUUUGGCGACGGCUUCCAGGGCAUGACGGGCAUGAUGGGCGGCGCCGAAGACAUGUUUGUGUACCCAAUGUCUGCUCCCCCGGGCCAGGCCAACUUCUGGGACCCCGCCAUGGGAAUGGACUUGGACUUCAGCACAGCAGGCGCCGCCUUCUUUCAGCCCUCGCACCGCCACACCGGUUCUUUCGACUGGAACAGCGAUAUCCAGCUCUUCCAAGAUCCUGUACCGCCGCCUCCCCCGCCAUCAUCAAACCAAGAGAAUGUCCAGCCGCAUGCCCAACACAUCAGCCAGCCGGCCCGGAGGGAGAGGAUGCUGGCGCCCAAACCGCCCAUCUCUACGGGGCAGACUACGGCUCCCAUGACCGCAUCUGCCAUGUUUCCAACAUCCAUGGAAGAUUCGUUUGGCUUGGCAACUCCCAUGGAAGGCGUGGACCCGGGGCUGCUAUACAGCCGGCCCCCGACGUCCUCAAUGACGGCCGAAUUUAACCACAUCAACACAUCGUCCGCGGACAUGAUGCCCAUUGCGGAAGCCAGCGGCAACUCCCGUGUGAUGGCCCAGCCUCGCCGGACUAAUAGCAUGAAGGAGACGAAAAGAGGCAAAAUGCCGGAUCGUUCCUAUACAAGCUCCCCCGUCAAGGCUAUGAGCCGCCCAGAAUUGAAUCGCAGCCUAAGUGAGACCCGGAGCAAGAAGGCAAUGGGCCGGGGCGCAUUGCCGACUUUGGCAUCCGCCUCAAGGCUGUCGUCAUCACAGACUGGGGGCAUGAGUGUCAACACAGAUGUGGGAAAGUCGGGAUCGCAGCUCUCUAGGUCUGGGAGGAUGUCGCCCCUCAAGAGUCAGCGACGGCUGUCGAGCUUGGCGUCUAUUCCCGAGUUUGCCUCUCAACCCCAGCUUCAUCGGCCACGAACAUCAGUAAAGUUCACUAUAGAUGCACAUGGGCGAGCUCGAGCGGAAACGACAGUCGUGGUAGAGGACUCUGGGAGCAUUACUCGUAGUCGAAGCUCUCGAGAGCUCUCAUCAACGCGGAGAAGCUGGGAAUCUUCUGAUGAUGAGUCCUCUACGGACGAGGAGCCAAUCAUCAUUCCCAGCCGAGCUAAUUCCUUCAAUGCAUCCUUUGCCUUGCCUGACCCACGUAAGCCAGUGGGCUCAAUCUUCCAUUCAGGUCGGCGGAGCAUCAGCGACAGGAGCAGGAGUGCGUCGACCCCUUCUCUCGUGACGCCAAUCGAUGGGGAGAGCGAGGCGGAGACAAUCAUGACUGAUCAUCACGAGAGGGGAGGAGAUGCAGCAAGCGAGUUGCGUAAAGUGGUAGAAGACCGACAGAAGCGAUCCAUACAGGAGAAUACUCGAUCACACCAGCGCAUUCUGACCUCGAGUGGUUCUGGAAAUUAUAAAAACAGUGCCAUAUCCCCAAUCAGCAUGGCGGACUCGAACUACAGAACGGAAGGACAUAGGAUUCGAUGCGUGUGCAGCAGAAAUGAGCCCGAUGAAGACAAUGGUUAUAUGCUUCAGUGCGAGUCAUGCGAGAUGUGGCUGCAUGGCAAAUGCGUCAACAUUAGCAGACGUACCAUGCCCAGCGUAUACAUCUGUGGCUACUGUGCCAACACGCCUAAUGUUGCGGCACGGCGAGCACAGCAAAACAUUGGCCGAGGAGGCAGUGGAGGGCAGUCGGCGUCAUCAUCUCUGCAAAGCAAGACGCUUCGGACCCUUCGAUAGGGGGAAUUGUGGUAAAAAGAGAAAGUGUGCGCCCGCGUAUGAACGUGUGAGCGUGCGAGGAAAAACAACCAAGGGACAUAUUAUAUCUGAUUUUAACAAGAAAACAAGCAAGCAGAGACACAGGUUGGGCAAAGCAAAGGAAAAUUUUUUUAAUGCGUUAUGUUGAAUAAGAUUAAACAGGGCUCUCCGCCAACUACUUACUUUACUAUUCCUAGAGAAUCAUGUAGACGAGCUGCAGAAUGUUGUACAUAGGGGAAAGAUACCCUAAUGCUAUAUUGUUUGGGG
Messenger RNA from Trichoderma atroviride IMI 206040, 3240 nucleotides. Lineage: Eukaryota; Fungi; Ascomycota; Sordariomycetes; Hypocreales; Hypocreaceae. The record is from RefSeq and is a predicted model, not a curated record.